AUGAAUCUUAUAGCGACUGGCGAUAUUGCGAAGACCUUUGCCAAAGAUAUCCUGCUAGACCCUGUGACCAGGGGCACUAGUGAUGUCGUGCAUGUAAUCACAGGCAUUGCAUCUUCUUCAUCUGUCGAGUCUGCCAAACGCUUCUAUGCCGGGGUUGUGCAGCCUCGCCAGUCAUCAAGCAUCGAUUGCAGUACAUAUGGCUCGUACAAGGAGCUCGUGGAGGACCCGGCCGUCGACCUUGUCUAUAUCUCGACCCCGCACUCGCAUCAUUUCCAGAACUGCAUGUUGGCACUGAACCACAAGAAAGCGGUGCUCUGUGAGAAGCCGAUUGCGGUUAAUGCUCGGCAGGCCCGUAAAUUGCAUGAGGUCGCCAAAGAAAAAGAGGUUUUCCUCAUGGAAGCAAUGUGGACUCGCUUCCUCCCUCUCAGUGUUGUUAUACGGCAACUGAUCAAUGAUCGCGUCAUUGGCGAUAUGCUGCGCGUUUAUGUCAAUAAUUCCAUUGGAACAGCCGUUGAGACACUCGACAAGUCGCAUCGGUAUCUUAACCUCGCGCUCGCCGGAGGUGCUCUAUUAGAUAUUGGAGUCUAUCCCUUGACCUGGCUCUUCCAAACGCUAUAUCAUACGCAGGACCCCGAUUUACGGUCACCACCGUCUGCUAUUUCAAGCCUGGUGGAGUUUCACGAGUCUUCCGGGACAGACCAGAUGGUCAGCCUCAUCAUGCGCUUCAGUAUGCCAUCCAACUCGAGGUUGAAAGUCGCACAUGGCAUAGCGUCAACUUCAAUGGUUCUGCCAGACACUGAGGCUCGGGGGGGACCGACAGUUCAUAUAUAUGGUCUUGAGGGUGAGAUUCAGGUGUGGGGCCCGGCUCACAGGGCUCAAAGUAUCAAAGUCAUACCAAAACCGGGGCAUGGGCAGCCUUGGGAGCGCAGCUUCCCGAUUCCUGCUCAGGGACACGGUAUGUUUUGGGAGGCAGACGAAGCAGCUAGAUGCUGGCUAGCUGGCAAAUUGGAAUGUCCGGGGAUUCCGUGGGACGAGUCAGCGCUGGUGAUGGAUGUCGCCGACGAGAUUCGUCGACAAGUAAAGAUUGUCUAUCCGGAUGAGAUAGAAACCACCGAGUAUCCAGUCCAGCUAGGUGCUCGUCUCAGCUGA
Messenger RNA from Fonsecaea multimorphosa CBS 102226, 1149 nucleotides. RefSeq lists its product as uncharacterized. Gene Ontology annotation, molecular function: nucleotide binding. Lineage: Eukaryota; Fungi; Ascomycota; Eurotiomycetes; Chaetothyriales; Herpotrichiellaceae. The record is from RefSeq and is a predicted model, not a curated record. The transcript has a single exon. Bases 1 to 1149 code for a protein of 382 amino acids.